ACGCGCCCUGCGCCUCCAUCUGUGCCGCCUGCUCGCUUUGGACCUGUGCCCGCGACACCUCUCCCCUCCCCUCCUUUCUUUUUCUGCAGUCCCGCCUGGGAUUGCUGGUCGCCUGUCCAGUCUAGCACCAGCCAAGCCCUGCUUGCCGGCAUCAUGGAGCAGACGUCGAAACAAAGCCGCCGGAGCAGGAGAGAGGUCGAUGCUGUAGAGGCCGUCCAGACCGGUACCCAAGCAAGGGAAUCGCGGCCGGACGACCGCCUUGCCCACAACACCAUCCGGGCCGUAACCCCCGAAAAUGUUCUCCCCGACGACGACCAAACGGCAAAUGCGAAUCAGACCGCAACCUACCAAUCCCCGCCCGUCUCGCCGCGCUCAAACACUUCCUCCUCCCGCGCCGGCAAUCCCCGAGCCUUUGUCCCCCGUGCAAACUCAAACGACAACGACUACGCUCUGCGAGCUGCGAGAGAUAACCAGACGCGCCCGCGCACAAGAACCCUGGAGGAGCGCUCGACACGCGACAAAACCCCACCGCACAUCAUCACGGGCAAUCGUCACCGUAUUGGCUCCGUCCACAGCACCGCUUCUGCCAAUUUCCAGAGCCUUGAAGAAUCCGUCGUCACUUCCAUUGGCCACCCCUCCACCAUUUCCCCCUCGACCUCGCAACCUCCGCCCCGCACAUCGAGCACCGGUCGCAGCCGACUCGUCAAGCUGCCUCAACGUACGUCUUCUCCUGCCAAUGCCACCGCCUCGCCCACCACACAGCCAGACUCAUGGAUCUCGCCCGUGCCCGCUUCAGACGCUCGGAAGGUACUGAAGCUCAUGCGCGCCACCUGCGGCAAAAUGCAGGGAAUGCUCGCUUUUCGCAGAGGCGAGGCGAGUCCGUGGUCGCUUUCCUACUGCUACAUCAACGAAGAUGCAGGAAGCCUCGUCUACGAGCCCAAAAGCGACAACUCUUACCAUCGGACCUUGGUACCCGACCUGCGGGGCUGUCGUGUAAAGAGCGCAUACGAUGCUGAGGCCUACACUGCAUACAUACAUGUCGUCGGGCACAACUCGAAACUCGAAGUCUAUCUACGACCCCCAACACAGGAAGAAUUCGAGUCGUGGUUUGCGGCAUUGCUGUGCUGGCAACCCAUUCGUCCCAAAGGUAUCCACAACAAAAUGGCGAAGCCGCAAACGCCUUUGGUUGCAGAUCGCCAAUUGGCGAACAGCAGGAGACAUUCCGAGGUUUCACUGACAAGAGAGGCGCCAAUCAUCAAGGUGGGUAAGAUGAUUUACUGGGACACUAGUGUGACCUACAGCAACACCGGAACACCAAAGACGUCUGGCUCCCGCCCGCAAGCCUACCGUUUGCAGAGCCAUGGCUCGCGCCGAUGGAGACGGGUGUCAUGUACCCUCCGAGAGAAUGGCGAACUGAAGCUCUAUUCAGACACAGACGUCACUCUGGUGUCCGUCGUGCAACUUUCGCAGCUGUCCCGCUGCGCUGUGCAACGAUUGGAUCCUUCGGUUCUUGACAACGAGUUUUGCAUCGCCAUAUAUCCGCAAUACACUACCGCCACGACAGCGCUGGCGCUGUUGCGCCCGAUAUUCUUAUCCCUUGAAUCUCGAGUUUUGUACGAGGUUUGGAUUGUUCUGUUGCGAGCAUUCACCAUCCCACAAUUAUACGGACCGAAGCAGGUCACCUUGAACGAAGAAGGCGCACUUUCGCCUUCGUUUGGAACUGCCGACAUGUUUCGCAUGGAACGUUCUCUGUUCGUUCGCGUUAUCGAGGCUCGUCUGAUGCCGCCAAUCAGCCCGAAAGUCGCCGAUAAUCAAACUUCCGCGAGGCCAUCGUCAUCGGCCAAUGUGAAUAAUUCCGGUGGGUUUUAUGUGGAGAUUCUGCUCGACGGAGAAACAAGAGCGCGAACCAUGGCCAAGUCUGAGGGCAAUACACCGUUCUGGAGGGAAGAAUUUGAGUUCCUGGACUUGCCGGCUGUGUUGUCGACCGCAUCUAUGCUCCUCAAGAUGCGACCUCCUACCAAUUCUCGUGGCGACAAAAGCCCUUUCGAAGUCCCGGUCAGCUCAGAAUCGUUUGUUUCAGAAGGUGCGGGUGGAUAUGCCGGCAUCACAUUCGACCAAACUUGUGGCAAAGUUGAUGUCUAUCUGGAUGAUCUGGGUCCGAACCAAGAGACGGAAAAAUGGUGGCCUUUGGUCAACAUGUAUGGCAAUAGCGUCGGUGAAGUGCUUGUCAAGGUCAGCACAGAGGAAUGCGUCAUUCUAAUGGCACGAGAUUACCAGCCAAUGUCCGAACUGCUGCAUCGCUUCUCCAAUAGUUUAACACUACAGAUUGCCCAGAUGAUACCAAAUGAACUGAGAAAAUUGUCAGAGUUCUUGUUGAACAUAUUCCAGGUUUCCGGACAGGCUGGCGACUGGAUUAUGGCUUUGGUGGAGGAAGAGAUCGAUGGAACGGUCAAAGAAACACCGGCCAGCCGGCUGCGGUUCAGCAAAAGAGUUGGGUCUGGUGAUUCUGGUGAACAGCAAUUCGGCUCUUCCAGUGACCGAGAACUGUUUGUCCGCGACAUGAAUAACAACGCAAAGCUAGAGGCGAAUUUGCUUUUCCGAGGCAACACCCUAUUAACGAAAUCGCUCGACAUCCAUAUGAAGCGCCUCGGCAAGGAGUACCUGGAGGAGACUUUGAGCGAUAAAUUGCGAGAGAUCAACGAUAAGGAUCCUGAAUGCGAAGUGGAUCCCAAUCGAGUUUCGUCGCAGAGCGAUCUCGACAGAAACUGGAGGAGGCUGAUAAACUUGACUGAAGACGUGUGGCGAGCCAUCUACAAUUCAGCAUCUCGCUGCCCACAAGAGCUCAGGCUCAUCUUCAGGCAUAUUCGAGCGUGCGCAGAGGAUCGAUUCGGCGAUUUCUUGAGGACAGUCAAGUAUAGCAGUGUAUCUGGCUUCUUGUUCCUGAGGUUCUUUGUGCCGGCAGUUCUCAAUCCGAAACUGUUUGGGCUACUAAAAGAUCAUCCCAAACCUAGAGCACGACGAGCCUUGACCCUCAUUGCUAAGUCUCUCCAGGGUCUGGCCAACAUGUCCGCUUUCGGUACCAAGGAAGCAUGGAUGGAGCCUAUGAACGCGUUCCUGACGACACAUCGCCAAGAGUUUAAGACGUAUCUCGACAGCAUCUGCGGCAUUUCUUCCACAAGUUCAUCCGCGCCUCAUAUCCCUCCAUCGUACAGCACGCCACUUGCCAUAUUACAGCGACUACCGCCUACCUCUCGCGAAGGCUUCCCUUCUCUCCCAUAUCUCGUGGAUCACGCUCGUAAUUUUGCUGCUCUGGUAGACCUUUGGCUCGACAACACCCAAAGCAGUGCGGAAAACAUCAGAGCAACAGAUGGUGAUCUUUUAAGCUUUCACAAGAUAUGCGUUGCCUUGCGAGAGCGUACUGGCGAUUGCUUGAAUCGUGCCGAGCGUGCGGAAAGACCAUCAUCUUCCCUCAGUGUGAAAUGGGAGGAGUUGGUCGAGCAAUUACAGGGAUCAGCCAGUCUCGAAUCAGGUAGAGGUGCUGCCACCAAGAACUUGCGAGGCACGAUCAAGGAAGAGGGUAGAGAGAGCAUGCCAACAUCCCCAAAUGUGUUUGAAGACCAAUCCCCUUCUUCGAAUACUAGUACUCCGGUCGUCGCGAAGCCGUCGCGCACAAGAUCACGGCAUCAGCAGAGUAAUAGUGUGUCUGCAUCGGCAAGUUCUCUGACGAGCAACAUGUCCGCGCAAAUGGUUGCCAACCCCUUCGGCGCCAAAGUCGCCCGUGGUACAGGUUAUGCUCUUUCUCUCCCGGAUACAAACUCACAGCCAGCAUCUACGGCGGCCUCGGCUGCGGCCUCCGUUGCUGAUGAAACUCCACCAGGCUCGAGCGACGGUCUCCAUAUGGCUCCGCCGCCCUCCUACCCACAGACGCACACUCAUCCCUCCAUUUCCACGGGACCCUUCCAUUACACCAACCCAAACACUCCAAUCAAUCAUUCGGCCAUGGCCAUGUCAGGGGCGUUCUCACAACCACCUCGCAGUGCCGGAGGACAGUCCUAUGAAAAUUCUGAUGCCGGCAGCAUGUUAGAGGAAGACGGUACCACAGCAUUGCCCGCCUUCAACAAAGACCCAACCAUUACCAAAGAGCGCAAAGAACGUGGUGGAUUUCGCGGCGUAUUGCCUUUCCAAAGGAAGCGCAAAGACAAGGAUAAGGACAAGGAGAAAGAGAAGAGCAAAUCCAAAGAUAAAGACAAAGACCGAGACCGCAGCAGCGACCGUAACGACAACGGAAGUACGUACGGACAUAGUCAUGGUCAUGGCAGGGGUGGCGGGAGCGCGUUGGGUGAAUACGCUAGCUACAGCAGUUUACGUGGUCGCGUGGCCGGCGAACGUGAAAACGAUGCUCAGUUCUGACUAGAUGGUUGGUUUACAGGUCGUUACAACUCGACCUCCGUUAAAGGCGACAGGGCGGCGAGUUUCGCCGAGAAGGAGCUUCGGAGGCGAAAGAGUUCGGGCGAACUCUGAAGGGCCGCGGAAAGCUUGGAUCUUAUAAAUUUACCAGGUCGAUGAACGUUGGGAGAACCGGGAGAAUGGCCUAGCACCAGCUGAACGCGUCGUUGUUUAACUCCGCAAUC
Messenger RNA from Periconia digitata, 4631 nucleotides. Lineage: Eukaryota; Fungi; Ascomycota; Dothideomycetes; Pleosporales; Periconiaceae. The record is from the annotation of a GenBank genome assembly.